Aspergillus sclerotioniger CBS 115572 is the source of this 1828-nucleotide messenger RNA. Its product is annotated as cytochrome P450. The record is from RefSeq and is a predicted model, not a curated record. Gene Ontology annotation, molecular function: oxidoreductase activity, acting on paired donors, with incorporation or reduction of molecular oxygen; heme binding; iron ion binding. Lineage: Eukaryota; Fungi; Ascomycota; Eurotiomycetes; Eurotiales; Aspergillaceae. The transcript has 3 exons. Bases 140 to 1780 code for a protein of 546 amino acids.
AGACGGUCCAUCGGGCACGCAGUGUCGUCUUUCCUGUCAAGGAACUGGUAAAUAUAAAGAGCCACUGGACGGCCGACAGACUCCCAUCAGUUAUACAUCGCGUCGAUCGCAGAGGCUCGAGAUCUGUCAUCUGGGAAGAAUGCUCGACAAAGUAGAGGAUAACAGAGGCGCGACAGCGCUGCUGUAUGCGAUCCCCAGCAGUUACGUCGUCGUAGGUCUGGUCGCUAUAGGUAUUUACUUCAUCUACCAGGCAACGAUGGUGACAGACAUCCCGCACAUCAAGGGGCUUCCCGAGAUUCCAGGCGCCAUUCCAAUGUUCGGUCAUCUUCGAAAACUAGGCGACGACCAUGCAAGCGUGUGUGAGCGCUGGUGGCGACAGUACGGUCAUUCGGUCUUCCAGAUCAAGCUGGGUAAUACGCGGGCGGUGGUCUUCAACUCCUUUGAAGACUGCCGCGCCGUGCUACUAGGCCAUCAGAAUGCUAUCAUUGAUCGGCCGAAGCUGUAUACGUUUCAUGGAGUCAUCAGCAGUACCCAGGGAUUUACCAUAGGCUCAUCACCCUGGGACGACUCCUGCAAGAGAAAGCGCAAGGCAGCUGGGACAGCAUUGGGCAGACCGGCCUUGCGGAAUUACCAUCCCAUGUUCGAUUUGGAAAGCUAUUGCACUGUCCGAGAUCUCUUUCGCGAUAGCAAGAAUGGCCAGGUCGAACUCAAUGUCCGCCCGUAUAUCCAGCGAUACGCUCUCAACACGACCUUGACCCUGUGCUAUGGCAUUCGCAUGAAUGAAGUCUACGAUGACCUUCUUCGGGAGAUUCUUCAUGUGGGAUCUGCGAUUUCCUUACUCCGAAGCGCGUCGGAAAAUUUGCAAGACUAUAUUCCCAUCUUGCGCUAUACGCCAAAUAAUGAGAAGAACGCCCGGUCCAAGGAACUCAGGGGGCGUCGGGACGCCUACCUCAAUCUGCUCUUGGACAAGGUCCGAGACAUGAUCAAGAAAGGAACCGAUAAGCCUUGCAUCUCGGCCGCCAUACUCAAGGAUGAAGAAACCAAGCUGAGCGGGGUAGAGGUUUCCUCUAUCUGUCUCUCCCUGGUCUCCGGUGGCUUUGAAACCAUUCCCGGCACUCUAACCUCAGUGAUUGGUUCGUUGUCCACUCCAGAAGGACAGAUCUGGCAGGACAGAGCAUACGAGGAUAUCAAAAGAUACUAUCCUGAUGUGCAAGAUGCCUGGCUGGGUUGUAUCCACGAGGAAAAGGUGCCCUAUGUCAACGCCAUCGUGAAAGAGGCAGGCCGGUACUACACUGUCAGUUCCAUGAGUCUGCCCCGAAAAACCGCGACAGAAGUGAACUGGAACGGCGUUAUCAUCCCUCCUAAGACAAUGAUGUUAAUCAAUGCACAAGCAGGCAACCACGAUGUCGACCACUUCGGGCCCAACGGAGGCAAGUUUGAUCCUGAGCGGUGGCUUAAAUCGGCCGAUCCUCCGAGCGAACGAGAGAUUCAAGGCCUCCCACAUCUCAGCUUUGGGGCCGGAUCUCGUGCUUGCUCGGGACAGGUCAUCGCAAUCAGACUGCUGUAUUCAGCGCUGAUACGUAUUCUCUCGUCGUACAAGAUUGUGGCUAGUGAGAAUCAGCCGCCUGAUACGGACUAUGUCGAGUACAACCAGUUCAAGACGGCCCUUGUCGCGAUUCCGAGAGAUUUCAAGGUCCGGUUGAUUCCGCGAGAUGAUGCGAUGACCAGAGAGUGCUUGGCUGCUGCCGAACUGAGAACCAAGGAGCACUAUAAAGAGUGAAGACUAGAUGAACUUGGCAGUUGAGUAGUUGAGAUAGCGUGAACUCAG